Molecule: messenger RNA, 2665 nt
Organism: Notolabrus celidotus (New Zealand spotty)
Lineage: Eukaryota; Metazoa; Chordata; Actinopteri; Labriformes; Labridae
Gene: ogal
Product: O-GlcNAcase like
Exons: 17
Coding region: 318-2387 (689 amino acids)
Biological process (GO): glycoprotein metabolic process
Molecular function (GO): beta-N-acetylglucosaminidase activity
Source: RefSeq, a predicted model, not a curated record
CGGAAGACAGGUGCGUCCGCCGUCCAGUCAGCGUGCGUCUGAAUCUGCGCUGAGCUGUCAGCGCUACGCAAGGCUGCCUCUCUUAUUCACUGGGAGUAUUUACAACUUAAGACUUUUGACCAUUUUAAGCAUCAUGUUAUGUAAUUUUAGAAACACGCUCGUGUGCGCAGGCGUGAGAUAAGGGUGCAGUAAAAGCCCGUGAAAUGAAAGGCUGACAUUCAGAGCUGUCACUUUAAUCAUCGCUGGAGCUUAAUACCUGAGGACUGUAAACACAGACUGAGAGAGGACGACUCAACACUUAACCCUGACAGUGAACCAUGGCGACACCAGGCAGGGCCGAGGGACAAACCAGACGGUUCAUCAGCGGGGUUGUGGAAGGUUUUUAUGGGCGGCCAUGGACUAUGGAGCAAAGAACAGAGCUGUUUAAAAGAGAACAGAAGUGGGGUUUGAACACGUACCUAUAUGCUCCCAAGGAUGAUUACAAACACAGAAUGUACUGGAGGGACCUGUACUCGCCUGAGGAAGCAGAACAACUCAUCGCCCUGAUAUCAGCAGCCAAACAACACAAUGUGGAGUUCAUCUAUGCGAUCUCCCCCGGCCUGGAUGUUACUUUUUCGAACCCCAAAGAGGUUGCUGCCUUGAAGCGAAAGCUGGAUCAGGUGAAGGAGUUUGGUUGCAGGUCCUUCUCUCUGUUGUUUGAUGACAUCGAGAGAGAGAUGUGUCCGUCUGAUAAGCAGGUCUUCAGCUCCUUCGCCCACGCUCAGGUGUCCAUCACUAAUGCAGUGUACCAGCACCUGGGAGAACCUGAGACCUUCCUCGUCUGUCCCACAGAUUAUUGUGCUGCGUUCUGCACUCCCACUGUGUCCCAGUCCUCUUACCUGAACACUGUGGGUGAGGGGCUGCUGCCAGGGAUCGACAUACUGUGGACAGGUCCCAAAGUGGUGUCCCACAAAAUCUCUGUUGAGUCCAUAGAAGAGGUGUCCUCGGUUCUGAGGAGGCCACCAGUCAUCUGGGACAACAUCCACGCCAAUGACUAUGACCCCCAAAGACUCUUCCUCGGACCCUUUAAAGAUCGUCCCACUGAGCUGAUUCCCAAACUGAGAGGAGUCCUCACCAACCCCAACUGUGAGUUCUACCCAAACUUUGUGGCCAUCCACACGCUGGCGACGUGGUGCAAAGCAAACACAGAAGGAGGACAGAGAGAUGUGGAAAUGGGCGAUGAGGAGCAGGACUUGUGCUAUAGUCCCCAAAAAGCCCUGACACUGGCCCUCACUGACUGGCUGCAGGAGUUUUUGAACACUGAUCAGCCUGGAGGCCCGUGUCUUAAGGCUCGACUAAAGAAAGAGUCAUCGGAUGAGGAGCCCAUGCAGACAGACAUGGGAGAGGCUUCCUAUGUACCUGGUCCAGGAGACAACCCACUGUACACAGCAGAACCUCUGACCCUGGAGGACCUGAAGCUGCUGUCAGAACUCUUUUACCUGCCGUACGAACACGGGUCCACAGCCCAGAGCAUGCUGCAGGAGCUGAACUGGCUCAAGAACAACGGUGCGGCCGCCACAGCAGAGACGGACAAGACUGGGGAGUGGUGCUCAAGAGCGCAGCAGUUCGAUGACAUGUGUGAGGCAGUGGUGCAGAUGUUCAAUCGCCUGUCCAACGCGCCCAACCGCAGCAUUCUGUACGACCUCUACAACUACAUCUGUGACAUCAAGAGCGGGGUCGGCCUGGCUCGAGCCUACGUGAAAACACUCGGAGGGCAGGGGCAGCCCUCAGCCCAGCUCAUGAAUGAAGAUCCUGAACCCUGGGGCUUCAGAGGAGGCCUCUCUGGAGAGUUUCAGAGGAUGCUGCCGUGUCAUGGAAACAGAGACCUGUUCAGACAUCCGCCCAUGACUGCGGUUUACUGCAUACGACCAUACUGCCCCAAUGACAAGAUGGAGGUGCAGAAGAUUUUCAGGGAGAUGCAGAGACAUCAGAUGGUGCAACCUCCGCUGAUCUGCGACAGCCUGUCAUCAGGUGAGAUCCCCCCGUCCCCUCAGUGUGCUCUGGUCCUGGAGGAUGAUAUUGGCAUGUGUGGCUAUGCUCUGGCACUAACUGAUGCCAAACCAGCCGCAGCUAAGAUUCAGAGGGCUGUAAGUGACUCUGUGCUGGAGGACUUCCCCUCCCUGCUCACCAUACAAGUGCUGCCCCGGGUCACUGAUCCCUCUCCAGCCAAGCGUUUGAUUAGUUGGUUGUUGUCAUCCGUCAGAAGCAGCGGUUGCAGAGGAGCUUUCUGUGAGUUGAGGGAGAGCGAUCGAAGAAUGCUCGACUUUUACACCAAACUGGACUCCUUCACGCCCAUAAAGACGGCCGGUCUACCUCAAGACAUCAUUGCCAUGGGAACAAGCCUGUGAACAAGAUCAAUCAAGGUUUGUUUUGAUGAUCUGACGCUGAGCUACAGCUGCUGUCUCUGCAGCGAGUCAGACUACAAUCCACUGUCAGUUUUAAUCCUCUCAUAUCAUUAUAUGUUUAAUUAACUUGCCAUCAAAUGUAUCAAUAUCCUCCAUGACGUAGGUUGAAGAGUCAGGCACUACUACUGACCUCAUAGUGAUAAUGCUUUUUAUAAAUGUGUUUAUUUUUUUCUACUUAAAAGUGUUCAAUCCAGCACAAAAAUAAAAAUGUUUGAACAAUC